Aspergillus brunneoviolaceus CBS 621.78 is the source of this 2600-nucleotide messenger RNA. Its product is annotated as transcription factor TFIIIC subunit TFC6. The transcript has 2 exons. Gene Ontology annotation, molecular function: protein binding. Bases 140 to 2512 code for a protein of 790 amino acids. Gene Ontology annotation, cellular component: transcription factor TFIIIC complex. Gene Ontology annotation, biological process: transcription by RNA polymerase III. The record is from RefSeq and is a predicted model, not a curated record. Lineage: Eukaryota; Fungi; Ascomycota; Eurotiomycetes; Eurotiales; Aspergillaceae.
GAAGGGACUUUCGGCAGACAACUGACCUAACCUCACAACCAAAUCCCCCGCGCAGAACUACCACCACCACAUUCAUACCUACCUAGCUGCCUACCUACCUAAUCUACCGAAGAACUCGACCCCCAUCACCCACACAAUCAUGGCCCAUCCCCGCCGAAGCAAUCGCACCUCCGGCGCCAGAACGAAAUAUAUAGAGGACCCGUUCGUGGCCGCCGGAGUUAGCGAUGACAAUAACGACAACGACCCGGAAGAGGGCCAACAGGGCGAUAGUGGUGGAGGUGACGCAUCGGUAGCAGCGGCGUCGCAGCAGCAGAGGCAGAGGCAGACGAACAAGAACAAGAACAAGGGGAAAGGGAAAGGGAGGAGCACACGCGCGUUCGCGGCCGUGAACGAUAAAUCCUCCGAUGAGGACUUUGAGAUGCCGGAUGCUGGGAACUCUGAGGAUGAUGACGAUGACGACGAGGAGUUCCGAGAUGAAGAAGAGGCGGAGGAGGUCGAGGGUGAUGAGGACGAGGAGGAUGGUAGUGAAGCUGGAGGCAAUGUGGGGGCGAGGACUGCUACUGCUGGUGGCGGGCCUUUUCGUCGGAAGUCACGCAAGGCUGGUGGUACCUCUGCUGGUGUUGGUGUUGGUGCUGGUGCUGGCGCCGCCGCCGCCGCCAACUCUAGAACACCUAAGCGACGACAUCCGGAUGGCAGUCUGCUGCUGACCGGCGAUGCGACGCAUUCGCGCGGCUCGUUCAACCCCCUCGAACAUGUGGGCAAGGCGGUACAUCUGCGGGUGAUGUUCGGGACGGACAAUAGGGAUCUGUUGGCGAUGAUCUACGCGCGCGAGCGGUGGGGUGGCGGGGUGGAUUCGACGUUUCCGACCCGCGAGGCGCUGCAGAGGGUGAGGGACGGCGCCGACUAUGGCUAUGGGUUGACCUUUGGGGUCGAGCCCGACCUUCUGAAGUUGGAGAGCGCCCGCGGCUGGGACUGGUACUAUACCGACGCGGUCCGCGAGCGGUUCCGGCUGCGGCAGCGCGUGGCGAAGCUCGGGGAGGCGGCCGCGCGCCGCAAGUACCUGGCUCGCUCGCGCGGGGAUCAUACCGUUCUCCUGGGGCCCGUGGAUGACCAGAAGGAGUUCACGCUGGGCCAGCAUCAGGUGCUCGAUUUCGGCGACGCGUGGGCCAGCAAAGCCAAGGCUGGGUCGGGCUGCCAUAAAGUCCGCGAGGGGUGGCUGCUGAACUUCGGGAGCAAAGUGCAAUGUCUGGCCUGGGCGCCGAAUCAGUUGGGUCGCACGCAGUAUCUGGCGGUCGUGGCCCCGAUUCUACCGGACCAGAAGGCCAAGGUCCCCGAUCCGCUGAAGGAUCAGGCCGCGCCGGCGUUCAGGCCCUCGGCGCCCUAUCCCUGCGCUCUGCAGAUCUGGGCGUUCCAGGCUCAAGAGUCUGAGACGUUGGCGCGGAAGAUCGAUCUGGGAUUUCGGCCGCAUUUGCGCUUGGCGCUGUGUACGGAUUGGGGCGAUUUGCGCCGGUUGGCCUGGUGUCCUAUGCCUCGCAGUCCUCGAGACGAAGACGACGAGGACGAGCGCGAGACCCUGGGGCUUCUGGCGGGCAUCUGGACCGAUGGUUAUGUGCGAGUCAUCGACGUGAAAGUCGGCCGGGAUACCAAGAAAGCUGAAUUCUAUCAGGUACAUUCCACGAUCUUCGAGGCGAAGCCCCCAUCGACUGUUUGUACAUGCGUGACAUGGCUCUCUCCAAGCGAUAUUGCCGUCGGCUGUGCCAACGGGUAUGUCGCAAUCUGGAGCAUCGCGCCGUCCUCGAACUCGUCCUCGAGUCCCGCCCCUUACUUUUACCAAGCACUUCACUCCACCUGGGUUCUCAACAUCUCAUCCGCCUACCCUACGUAUCCCCAUCUGAUAGCCACUACCUCCAUGGACGGCGACACCAGGCUUACGUCCGUCGUCGACCCGCCCAAGGACCAGGUGUAUACGAAUCGCAUGCGGGUGGGCUCGACCCAUCUCUCGUACUGCCCGCCGCUGCAAUCGUUCCUCUCUAGUGACGAGAACGAUUUCGCCCGUCUGCUCGCCGUCCGGCGGUUCUACACCUCGACCGCAGUCGCCCGACUGCCAAGCCCCAUCUCGGCGCUGGCGCCGUGCAGCUACUGGCAUCCCAGCGUCCUGUUUGGCUGCGUGGGGGGCACGGUGCAAGCCACCAACCCGCUUCGGCGGGUGCUGCACUCCAAGGAGAAGCAAUGGCAACAGAACUGGUUCCAGCAUGAAUGGGUGCGUGGCCCGCACGACACCGGCACGGGGGUCAGUCGCUUCUACGACGGAUACCGCGCCGAGAGUGUCAGCCUGCUGCGCAACCUGAUCGGGGAUCGCAAGCUGGUCAACGGCAUGGCGAUGAUCACGAUCUACGAGGAGGAAACGCACGUUACUGCGCUUUCGUGGAAUCCCAACCAAGCAUGCGCCGGAUGGGCUGCCGCGGGCUUGGGAUGUGGCUUGGUCCGAGUCGAGGACCUGGUUCUGUCUUGAGGCUAGUUUUAGCUUUUCACUGCGCGAAGUCAGUUCCAUCCUCUUGUGCAAACGGGCUCGUCUUCGACCGACGAGGAGCCGAAGAUCG